Messenger RNA from Octopus bimaculoides (California two-spot octopus), 1917 nucleotides. RefSeq names its product dolichyl-phosphate beta-glucosyltransferase. Gene Ontology annotation, biological process: protein N-linked glycosylation. The record is from RefSeq and is a predicted model, not a curated record. Gene Ontology annotation, cellular component: endoplasmic reticulum membrane. NCBI's taxonomy places the organism in Eukaryota, Metazoa, Mollusca, Cephalopoda, Octopoda, Octopodidae.
CGCUGCCCUAACCACUGGGCCAUUGCAUCUUCACUUUAAUUACAUAGACCAGAGAGCUUCGGAGAGUGUAGAACUCUUCUGCGUUGUGAAAACUCAAAAAGACACAAACACUCAACAAAUAGCGACAGACGUGGCGAUGUUAUUCGCCGGUUUAAUUAUCAUCGUUUUGGUGAUAUUCAUAUGUUUAUUUUUUGUAUACAUCGUUGCGGAACCCCAUCCGAGCCUUGAACGUCAUGAGUCCGAAAUGUUCUUCGUCGAUCCGAAAAACAACAACAAAAAGUCUCGUUUUUUGCAUAAUAUCGACGCUGCCUCUAUAGACCUUACUGUUGUGGUACCUGCAUAUAAUGAAGAAGAGCGAAUGCCGCAGAUGUUGAACGAAGCUAUAGCUUUCUUAAACAAACGACAGAAAAGCAACCCCGCUUUUACGUACGAGAUAAUCAUCGUUGACGAUGGCAGUAACGACAACACUACAAAAACCGGACUGUUGUACGUAGGGAAGUAUGGAGUAGAUAAAGUCCGGGUAUUAACGCUUGAGAAAAAUCGCGGUAAAGGUGGUGCUAUCCGUCUAGGAGUAUUGUCGUCCCGUGGUCGAAGAAUACUCUUCGCCGAUGCUGAUGGAGCCACUAAGUUCAGUGAUCUGGGUAAAUUGGAAAAGAAAUUAGAGCAAGAAGUUCGAAAAACUCCGUCAAAUUUGGUCGUAAUUUGCGGUUCACGAGCACACUUGGAAAAAGAGUCUAUAGCCACACGGACCUACUUUAGGACUAUUCUCAUGUACGGUUUCCACUUUGUUGUUUGGUUUCUCUGCGUGAGAGGUGUGAAGGAUACCCAGUGUGGAUUUAAACUGCUGAGUAGAGAGGCCGCUUUGCUUCUGUUCCGAAACUUACACGUGGAAAGGUGGGCUUUCGAUGUUGACAUUCUUUAUCUUGCGCAGUAUUUUAAAAUGACCAUUGCAGAAGUAGCUGUCACUUGGGAAGAAAUUGAAGGCUCCAAAUUAGUUCCUUUCUGGAGCUGGUUACAAAUGGGCAAGGACCUCUUCCUCAUUUGGCUUCACUAUUCUAUUGGAGCGUGGAGAAUUAAUUCAAAGCGGAAAGUCACGUAAAAUAUUUAUGUUUACCUAAGUUCAUGACUAUAAUUAUUAACUGUUAUAAUUAUUUUUAUAAUCAUUAUUGGAUAGGGACCCGAUUGGUGGAUCGACGGAGUAAAUAUGAUGUUCUGUUUAAUUAUCUCCCUUUACGUUCUGAGUUCAAAUCUUACCCGGGUCGAGAAAAUCAGAGCCCAGUCAAAUACUGAGGUCCAUUAAGUCGGUUAUACCCAGAAUUCACCAUUUGAAUUACGGCCAUACCGUAGCACUGCCUUUAUUAGGUUUAAUCGAUUAUAUCAACCCAUGUACUUUCAUCGAUUUUACAAAGACGACAGGCAAAAGUGGACCUAGGUAAGAUUUUAAACAAGAAAACGUAAAGGGACUUAAGUAAAUUCCACGAGGAAUUUAGUCCCUCGGUUUAUCAAUUCUGACAUAACCCUCCUCAAAAAGUUUUUAAAAAAAUUAAUAACAUAAACAGAAAAAAAAUAAUGCAUUCCUCUAAACUGUAAUAUAUUAUUUUUGGUUGAAAUAUAUUUUAGACGGUAUAAAGUUUUCAAUACCUGUCAUCUUUCAAGUUUUUUUUUUUCGCCGCCUGAAACUCAGCAAUUUAAAAACUUUUAUUUUAUUUUCAUUUAUAAAAAAAAAAAAAGAAUUUAAUCAAGACAAACACCUGUUUCUGUUUUGAACUAUAGUAAGUUUUAUUUUAUUUUUUCAUUUGUGAAAAAAAAACAAAAAACAAAUAAGGAAUGUAUUUAAAGAACAUUUUGUUAUGAACAUGAACAUGUUUUUAUCCCCAUUUUUUUUCUCAUCUAAUAAAAUAACAGAAACAGUUGUUA